CCUUCCGCACCGCUCCCGUUCGCAUUGCUUCGAUGUUCGCAUCGCGAUGUUGUCAACGGCAACAUAGUUUUGUGACUAAAGCGGGGAUUAACACGACAGGAUGAAUUGCUCAUCCAGCCAACGGAUGAGCAUGACAGUAACUCAGCGCCGCCGAAUCACGCCACACUCAAGAACACCGCGAAGACGAAGUGCUACUGGCGUCAGUUGUUGCCGCCUGCAGGAUUCACGGUCGUCCUCGGACUAAAUCGGCACUGCGUCCCGUCAUGUAAGUCAAGCCUGAAAGUCAGAUCGUGUAUGGGGCUGCAUUCUUCUUGAUGCAAAGGCGAUAAAACGCGCGGGUACAACUGCAUUGCCGAAAAUAAAGAACAGCUAGGGCACACCAAUCGUUUGUAACGUCAGUGGGUUUAUGGCAAAUACUGAAAGACACACUGGCCCAAUUAUAAUGAUCCCAACUUUCGUUUUAAUCCUGUUCUCCAUGGUCUUUUAUAAAGAACUGCCGCUUUUUUGUGCCGCUUCAUUUCUGCGUAUAGCAAUUCGCUGCACAAAGGCUAGAGUGUCGGAGGACGAACGCUGAGAGACUAUAUGCCCGAUUGUGAUGCGACCAAGUAUGAAACACUAGUUGCUGUCGUUCGCCUGGAACACAAGUUCCGUGUGUCGCUUGUGGAAUGCCUAGCAGUUUCUCGCCACACUGGAUUAUGGCACGAUCGUCGUUGAGAGACAUGCAACCCAGCGCCAAUCGCUUCAUGGGCUCAAACAACACAAGCUGGAUGCGUCGUCCUACAGAGGCGGUAUUCUCGAGCGAUCACUCUCAGGGACUUCCGAAAUUUCUCGAGACUUGGCACUGGAUUCGACGAAGUACAUAUGGCCAACGGCGCCCUUGCUUAGGUGUAACGAUAGCGAACGUGGCACAGCGCUAGAAACAAUGUCGGCCUAAACGCGGACGCGUCUGGUGCCGAGUCACGCAAAAUCGCACUAAAUCGAAAAUAUCCACAAAAGCGACCACCAAGCAAUACCGACCCAGCUGUUUUCCCCGCAGCUGUUCGUGAGACAGGAUGGCUCCUUCCAUAGGUGCCGACUAUAGGGUGGGGCCCGAGACUCCGGCGAUGCCGAAGCCUCCCCUCUUAAAGUUGAUCCCUGUCCCGAGGAACGUGAACCCCGAGCGCGACAAGGAGCGGAGGUUGGCGAGGGCCAGGGCUCUCGUGGACUUCCACGCCAGAGAAGAAGGCGCCGUCUACGUGGACGCGGCGGAGUAUCGAUGGAACAGCGACGCAUACGCGGCGGUGGCUGUCGGGGCAUCGACGGGUGCAACGAAGACCGAGGCGAGCAUCCGGACUCGAGAGGCGCACCGGGCGGAGGAGGUGGCCGUCGCCUUGGCCGUCUCCGACCCCGGAUGCACUACAGUGUCGUGUGACUCUAGAACGGCAGUGAAGAACUACGCCAAGGGUAGGGUAUGUAGUGAGGCCGCGCGCAUACUGCGCAAGGCCGAAGACAUCGGACGCAAAAGCGCUGUGGUGAUCAAGCGGUUUCCGGCCCACAUGGGCAGUGACGUGUCGGAACGCAGGAACGUGAACCACAACGAGAAGGCCAACUCGGCCGCGCGAGGACUCACCAACCGCGCAGCUGCAAGCGCGGCAGACUCGGAGUGUUGGUCGCAGUGCAGGGCCAAGGACAGGAUGACCACCUUCAACGAAAUAGUGAAGUGGUACAGACUGAACAGACAGACUAUGCCGUCACCUCAUCCGGGUCUUACCCGGAAGAAGGCAGUGUUAUACAGACAGUUACAGACCCUGCUCACCCCGGUGCUAGCUAAGCACGCGUGUCCGAGUGUGUACGCGAGUGACGUGUGUAGACUGUGCGCGAAGGAGAGAGCCACCGCGGCUCACAUCCUUUGGGACUGUAGCAUAAACCCGCGAGAAGCCAGCGAGAAGACGACGAUCCCGCCGCAGCUAGAGGCUGCAACGAGGAGCUGUGAUCAAGAGACAACUCAAGGCCUACCAGCAGGUCUCGGCAGCUCUAGAGAGGCAGCGACCGAGCGAAACCGAGGAGAAGGGGGGCAGCACCCCCAGGAAGCAGGCGGCAGCUCUCUCGGACCCGCGGAAGUAGCGAGGGACCAAGACCUCGAGGAGCACAACGCACGAGACUGACGUAGUGGCCGCGUCGCGGUAAAAGCUUGUCCUCCCUGAGUGGAGGGAGCCUAACCGAUUCUGCAGGUAUUUUUCAAGAAAGUUCUUCUCUCUCUCUCGAGUGACUGCUUUUCUGUACUUCAAUCACGUACGUUAAAUACUUGAAUAUGGAUGUGUUGGGACCCACACGCAUCGGAACUUAUAAAUGAAUUAGAAAAAAUCCAGAAAAGGGCAGUUAGAUUUGUUCUUGUAUAACUAUAGGCGGCAGCGUAGCAUGACAGAAAGCAAACUUAAACGUAAAUUGCAAGAGCUGAAGGAUCGUAGAAGGCAUUUCUGAUUAAAAUUUUUACAUGAUAUUUAUUAUUCCAAAACAGGUAUAAACUGCGAAAAAUAUAUCCAGGCACCACACUACAUAUCUAAGCGAUUUGACCACUGUUUGAAAGUCAGGGAAUUUUCUUGUAGGGGUGACGUCUUCCCUUAUUCCUUUUUUGUUAGAACUGUUCGAGAUUGGAACGGUUUGCCAUCGAGCAUUGUGUACAUCACAGAAAGUGAUGCUUUUUUCCACGCAUUGAAAUAAUUUGUUCAUGUAUUUCAUCAAGCUUGUAA
Dermacentor albipictus is the source of this 2729-nucleotide messenger RNA. RefSeq lists its product as uncharacterized. The record is from RefSeq and is a predicted model, not a curated record. Gene Ontology annotation, molecular function: nucleic acid binding. Lineage: Eukaryota; Metazoa; Arthropoda; Arachnida; Ixodida; Ixodidae.